CUCGCUACGCUUCAAGGCGGAGCUGGGCGCUCCAUUUAUUGGGUUGUCCGCGUUAAGAGCCCUUGAGUUGGGCGUUUGCACUCGCUGCCAUGAAGCUCGCUUCCUCGCUGGUGUUGCUACAAUUGGCUGCAAUCGCCGUCUGCGAUGGACUCUUACGGAUCCCUUUGAAAAAAUUCCGUUCAAUUCGGCGGACCUUCACUGACACUGGGAAUAGCAUUGAUGAGCUUCUUGCAAGAGACCAAAACUCCAAAUAUAACCUUGGUUUCCCACAAAGCAGUGAGCCCACUCCGGAAACACUGAAGAACUAUCUGGAUGCGCAGUACUAUGGCGAGAUCAGCAUUGGCACUCCUCCACAGAUGUUCACCGUGGUAUUUGACACUGGUUCCUCCAACCUCUGGGUUCCUUCCAUUCAUUGUUCCGUGUUAGAUAUUGCUUGCAUGUUGCAUCGCAAGUAUGAUUCAGCGAAAUCCAGCACGUACGUGAAGAAUGGAACAAAGUUUUCUAUCCAGUAUGGUUCUGGCAGCCUCUCAGGAUAUCUCAGCCAGGAUGCAACCAGUAUCGGUGAUAUCAUAGUUCAGAAUCAGUUGUUCGGAGAGGCCACCUCGCAGCCUGGCGCCACCUUCAUCGCUGCCAAAUUCGAUGGCAUUCUCGGCAUGGCCUACCCGUGUAUCUCGGUCGCUGGUGCGGUCCCAGUAUUCGACAAUAUCAUGAAGCAGAAAUUGGUAGAACGCAAUGUGUUCUCUUUCUACUUGAACAGGAAUCCAGACACUCAGCCUGGAGGUGAGCUCUUGUUGGGUGGCACAGAUCCAAAGUAUUACACUGGAGAUUUCUUCUUCGUGAACGUAAACCGGAAGGCAUACUGGCAGAUCCAGAUGGAUGAAAUUACUGUUGGUGAUACAUUGACUCUGUGUAAAGGUGGGUGUUCAGCCAUUGUGGACACAGGAACUUCAAUGAUCACUGGUCCUAAAGUCGAAAUUGAAAGUCUGCACAAGGCCAUCGGAGCUGUACUAAUUACCCAGGGAGAGUACAAGGUUGAUUGUAACAAAGUCUCCACACUCCCUCCUGUCAACUUUAUCAUCAAAAGGAAGAGCUUCACUUUGACUGCAGAGCAGUAUGUCCUUAAGGAACAACAGGCUGGAAUGACCAUCUGCCUGAGUGGAUUCAUGGCUCUUGACAUCCCCCCUCCCGCCGGCCCCCUCUGGAUUCUUGGAGACGUCUUUAUCGGGCAGUAUUACACCCAAUUUGAUCGAGACAACAACCGAGUUGGAUUUGCAAAAGCUGCGUAACGAUGGUUCCUGUGUCAACAACUCAAUAGAAUAAUAAAAAUUUGCACUAAUAUUUGGAUCCAUCUUGUGGCGAUGAUCGAGAAUCUCUGUUAGGUUAAUGCUAUUAUGACAUUUGACUGUGACUUUGGAAGGUUUGGGAAAGGAUUCUUCAAACUAAUGGAAGAGUAGAACAUGAGUAACAUUUUGGAAAUGUGAACUACUGUUCAGGACUUUAAUUUGUUCCAUAUAUCUUUUUUGUGUUAAAACCUUCAUGUCCUGAACACUUUGCAUUGGUUGCAAUUCAAUUUGGCUUGUUUCUACUUGAUAAUUCAAAAACAGCUUGAAAUUCCCCUUUUCCACUCCUCAUUUUAUAAAAGAGUAAUGGAUCCAACCAAGUUCAAGUUAUGAAUU
This is a messenger RNA of Leucoraja erinaceus (little skate), 1676 nucleotides long. RefSeq names its product cathepsin D (gene ctsd). Gene Ontology annotation, molecular function: aspartic-type endopeptidase activity. The transcript is spliced from 9 exons. Gene Ontology annotation, biological process: proteolysis. Bases 90 to 1286 code for a protein of 398 amino acids. The record is from RefSeq and is a predicted model, not a curated record. Lineage: Eukaryota; Metazoa; Chordata; Chondrichthyes; Rajiformes; Rajidae.